AUGGCGCCGGACUCGGAGUCGGACGCCGAUAGUGUGUCGCAACGUUCUCAACUAUCCAACCAUGAUGAUCAUCUUGAUCGCCAGCUACUUCGCCAUUUGAUGCAACGCUAUGGUCGCGAAGGCAUUGCACAAUUGAUGGAAGAGGAGGCUUUCUCGCCUGCCACCUCGAUCAACGAUCGAUCAUCCGUCAUUUCCUCAAGCACUUACUCCUCCGUCAAGUCUGAAGAGACUCCUAGUGUUUUUGACUCAGCAAGCAUACGAACCUACUCGUCCGACAACUCAUCCCUUCGGGGCAGUAUCAUCUCAAAUGUGGCAGGCCGCACCGCCAAGCUACUUGGUCGCAAACCACCAGCUGCUCGUCCAUCUAUUACACACGACGAGGAAACUUCACCGGCUUCGAUUGAGUCAACAACGCCAGCACCCAAGCAAAAAGGUUCCUUCACAUGUGGUUUCUGUCGAGAAGAAGACAUCCAAAAGACAUGUACGCGCAAAAACGAUUUGAAGAGGCAUAUCGAGGACUUUCACAACACCAAUUCUCAAUGGUUCUGUCGGCAAAAGGGAUGCGACAAGGUUUUUGAUUGGCAAACAGCUUACAAAACCCAUCUCAAACAAGCACACGGCGGCUCCCGUAUGUCUCUCGACGAGGCAAAGGUGAAUUUGUGUCCUCAAACUGUUUUUGCAUGUGGUUUCGAGAAUUGCGCCAAAGUUUUGGAAGCACCUACCGAUGACGAUGCCGACACAAUAUUCAAGGAGUUUGUGGCCCACGUGGUGAAACACUUCGACGAGGGUUCCAACAGUGGAGAAUGGAGUUAUUCCGGACGAAUGCGAAACCUACUUCGACAGUCAGGCCUUGUGCAAGCCUGGGAAAGUUCCUUGUGGGAUGAAAAAGGGCGAAGUCUUUUGCAAUGGCACCCUCAAUCCAGUGGCAUUUUGCGAAAGCGCCUUGAGACUAGGCAUCUCAAUGACACGCAACUUCUCAUCCAAUAUGCAAUUGCGCUUGGCUCUGAACCCUCGUCGAUAAAAGAGUAUCGUGUAGACUUCGUCAACCCUAUCAAAGACCAGUGCCGUCAUGUCGUUCCGGGACACAAGUCCCGGGCGCCUCCUUUGCCGCCUUCGGGUCCUCCUCCAAGUGUGGAUCAGUACCAGUUUCGCAUAUCCCGAGGAAACACGAACCAUCCUCCUAAUAUGGCAGCAUACAUGGCUACACAACGCCGCGCUUAUACUGCCAGGCCCGGACCUGUUCGUGCUGGUCGCUCUGCUCGACCUCCGCGGCAGGCUAUACCGGUUACUUCGGCAGCUCCAGGGCCGAUGCCACACCAUUUCCAAUAUCCCAAUAUGGCCUCACCUACCAUGUUCGAUCCGCGACAACAGCAGCAGCAGCAGUUUGCCAUGAUGCAGCAGGCAAACGGAGGUAUCAUUGCCGAGGACUUGCGGAAUUUCCGAUCCAUGGCUAACAGUAUUCCGGAGCAAGACGUCGACAUGGGUGACGCAGAUAUGAUGGGCUCUUCUUUCCUACAGGAGCCCAGCUUCUCGAGCCCUUACGGACCCCAGGGUAUCACAAGCUCUGCGGCUGAUGGGUCAUGUCUUGCGCCUACAGAUGCCAUGGACACGCAUUUGGCUUUUGGAUUUGACGCAGCAUAUACCAACUAG
Messenger RNA from Fusarium sp. VM40, 1650 nucleotides. The record is from the annotation of a GenBank genome assembly. Lineage: Eukaryota; Fungi; Ascomycota; Sordariomycetes; Hypocreales; Nectriaceae.